Suricata suricatta (meerkat) is the source of this 1991-nucleotide messenger RNA. RefSeq names its product stomatin like 1 (gene STOML1). The record is from RefSeq and is a predicted model, not a curated record. Lineage: Eukaryota; Metazoa; Chordata; Mammalia; Carnivora; Herpestidae. The transcript has 7 exons. Bases 83 to 1279 code for a protein of 398 amino acids. Gene Ontology annotation, cellular component: plasma membrane.
GGGGCGGGCUUGGGGAGCUGUCGGUUGCUCUCCCCCGGCACCGUGCCGCGCGGGGGCGCGGGGUGCACCCCAGUCAGAGGCCAUGCUCGGCAGGUCCGGGUACCGGGCCCUGCCCUUGGGUGACUUUGACCGUUUCCAGCAGUCGAGCUUCGGCUUCCUGGGCUCGCAGAAGGGCUGCUUGUCCCCGGAGCGGGGCGGCGUGGGGCCGGGGGCCGAUGCACCUCAGAGCUGGCCUUCCUACCUCUGCCAUGGCCUCAUCAGUUUCCUGGGGUUCUUGCUGCUGCUGAUCACCUUUCCUGUUUCUGGCUGGUUUGCCUUGAAGAUCGUGCCCACGUAUGAGCGGAUGAUUGUGUUUCGACUGGGCCGGAUCCGCACCCCUCAGGGGCCUGGCAUGAUUCUGCUCCUGCCCUUCAUUGACUCCUUUCAGCGGGUGGAUUUGAGGACACGAGCUUUCAAUGUCCCCCCCUGCAAGCUGGCUUCUAAGGACGGAGCUGUGCUAUCUGUGGGGGCCGACGUCCAGUUCCGCAUCUGGGACCCCGUACUAUCUGUGAUGACUGUGAAGGACCUGAACACAGCCACACGCAUGACGGCCCAGAAUGCCAUGACGAAGGCCCUACUCAAGAGGCCUCUGCGGGAGAUCCAGAUGGAGAAGCUCAAGAUCAGCGACCAGCUCCUGCUGGAAAUCAACGAUGUAACCAGGGCCUGGGGGCUGGAGGUGGACCGAGUGGAACUGGCAGUGGAGGCUGUGCUCCAGCCCCCCCAGGACAGCCCAGCGGGGCCCAGCUUGGACAGCACCCUCCAGCAGCUGGCCCUCCACUUCCUGGGAGGAGGCCUGUCCUCAGGGGCAGGAGGGGCCCCACCCCCAGGGCCAGCAGACGCCGUGGAGAUGGUGAGCGAAGUUGAGCCGCCUGCCCCUCCCGGUGGUUCUGGGCCCAGCCUGAAGCAGCCAGUGGCUGAGGGGCUGCUGACUGCCCUGCAGCCCUUCCUGUCGGAGGCCCUGGUCGGCCAGAUCGGGGCCUGCUACCAGCUCAACGUCCUCCUGCCCAGCGGUGCCCAGAGCACCUACUUCCUCGACCUCACCACAGGGCACGGGAGGGUAGGACACGGGGUGCCUGACGGCAUCCCUGAUGUGGUGGUGGAGAUGGCUGAGGCGGACCUGCGGGCCCUUCUGUGCAGGGAGCUGCGGCCCCUGGGAGCCUACAUGAGUGGGCGGCUAAAGGUGAAGGGUGACCUGGCCGUGGCCAUGAAGCUGGAGGCUGUCCUCAGGGCCCUGAAGUAGCAGCCUUGGCUGACUGUCCAUAGCCCAGCUCCGAGUCUGGCAUCAAGCCAGGGAGGCAUCUUGGAGGAGGAGGCACCGGGGCCACACCUUGGAUUGCUGAAGCCCUGAGAAGUUUCAGCCCCAGCCGGGAGCCAACGAAUGGAGGCUGGCACGCACCAGAGGCUGGGAGAGACUAAGUCAGGCCGCCCUGCCUUUCUCCCCUCCAGUGGUUCUCUGGACAAGCCUUUGCCCACCCUAGUCUGCUGGGCGCCCAGCCCUGAGCUGAGUACAGUGUGAUGACUAGAGAGCCCGGCCUGCCUCGCUCUGCUGGCUCCCUGACCGGAGAGGCAGGGCCCCUGGAAACAGUCUGCCCACAACUGGUCGGGUCCCCUUGUGAGGGAGCAGAGUGUGUGGCUCAGGUCCAGCUCCAGAGUGGGGAUCAGAGAGGCUGAGUCAGGGAGAAGGAAGGCCGCCGUCAGGAGGCCACUGCAGGGCAGGGAUUUGGGGAUCGGGCUGGGCCCAGGCUAGUGGGUGGUGGGGAUGGGAAAGUGUGGGGCCUGCUCUGCCGCCGGCCCUGCUCCUGAAGAUGUCUUUGAGUCGUGACUAACGGGCCAGCGCCGUCUUGCAUGCCUGACGGGCUGGGGCCCAGGGCAGCAUGUCGGAGAGCCCUGCUGUUGCCGCGCUUUUUACCAGCGGUUUGCAAACCACCAAUAAAUGUGCUGUUUACAAUGUG